This is a messenger RNA of Xenopus laevis (African clawed frog), 2246 nucleotides long. RefSeq names its product BTB (POZ) domain containing 17 S homeolog (gene btbd17.S). Bases 155 to 1567 code for a protein of 470 amino acids. The record is from RefSeq and is a predicted model, not a curated record. Gene Ontology annotation, cellular component: extracellular region. Lineage: Eukaryota; Metazoa; Chordata; Amphibia; Anura; Pipidae. The transcript is spliced from 3 exons.
UCCAGUUGUACCAAUCCGCAAGUAGCGACAGCCCAAGAAGACCGGGGUUUCUUAUAAAAGGCAAAAAAGAAAAUCUUUAUUAGUGAGCUUUUGCCUGGGCACUAGGAAGGGAAAGGCAGAGAACACGGACAGGAGAAGUGAACCUUGGCAUAGCAUGAGGAUGAAGGGGCUGUAUGUGGUACCUUUGCUUCUAGCUCUGGUGGAGUCAGCUCAGAAAUCAGAUCUAGGAGGUGAUGCCUCUGCCGCCCUUAUCAACCAUUCUCCGAUGCUCAUUCAUCGCCUACAAGACCUUCUUCAGAAUAGUAACUCCAGUGAUACCACCCUGAGGAUCCGUACUGCCAACUCAAAUGAAGUGAAAGUCAUUCACACUCAUCAGCUUCUCUUAACACUUCAGAGUGACAUCUUUGAGGGACUUCUUCUAAACCAAAGUGAAGUGACUCUGCAGGAACCAGCUGAAUGUGCUGCUGUGUUUGAAAAAUUCAUCAGGUAUUUCUAUUGUGGAGAGAUUUCAGUGAAUUUGAAUCAGGCAAUCCCACUGCAUCGUUUGGCCAGCAAGUACCAUGUAACAGCUCUACAAAGAGGGAUAACUGAAUACAUGAAAACUCACUUUGCCAGUGAGUCAUCUCAAGGCCAUGUUGUGAGCUGGUACCAUUAUGCUCUGAGGAUGGGUGACAUAACACUACAGGAAAGCUGUCUGAAGUUUCUGGCAUGGAAUCUUUCUACUGUUAUGAGCAGCAAUGAGUGGGUGACAGUGAGUGACAACUUGAUGGUAUCCCUUCUCCAGCGCUCUGAUUUGGUUUUGCAGAGUGAGCUAGAGCUGUUUAAUGCUGUAGAGGAAUGGGUUAGCAAGAAAAACCCAGAUGUGCCUGUAAUUGAAAAGGUCCUUCGGGCUAUCAGGUAUCCAAUGAUCACACCAAGCCAGCUCUUCCAGAUUCAAAAAAAAUCAGUUGUUCUGGCCUCCUACCACAAUUCAGUUCAAGACCUCAUGUUCCAGGCUUUUCAGUUUCACUCUGCCUCCCCACUGCACUUUGCAAAGUAUUUUGAAGUCAACUGCAGCAUGUUUGUCCCCCGCAACUAUCUCUCCCCUUCUUGGGGUUCUCAGUGGAUAAUUAACAACCCAGCCAGAGAUGACAGAAGUCUAACGUUUCAAACUCAACUCGGUCCAAGCAACCAUGAUACCAGCAAGAAAAUUACAUGGAAUGCCCUAUUCUCUCCCCGCUGGAUUCCAGUCAGCCUUCGACCUGUCUACUCUGAGUCAGUAUCAAGCAGCUCUCAAUCAAACCGCUUAGAGGAAGGGAAGCCUCGUUUGGUUAUGACGUCAGCAAUGAGUGGAAUGGAUUUUGCAGGAGUUACAUUCCAGAAGACUGUGCUGGUUGGAGUUAAAAGACAACAGGGCAAGGUGUUUAUAAAACAUGUCUACAAUGUCCAUCAGAGCACAGAUGAAGUCUUUGACUUUUUGCUAAAUGCUGACUUGCAGAAAAGAACCUCGGAAUAUCUGAUUGACAACUCUCUGCACCUCCACAUUAUCAUAAAGCCUAUUUACCACUCUUUGAUUAAAGCAAAGUGAAAUGGGAAAAAAGAUAGCUAGUACAUUCUAAUUAUGAGACCCAGGCCACUGGCAAAAACCCAAUGUGUUUGGAAUAAUCACUUUCAUGCUAAUCUGACCACCUAGAGAAUACAUAUGUGAUACUUAAAGAGAUACUGACACCAGAAAUCAAACUUUUUUUUAAAAUCUAUCAUAACAUUGUCUUAACAUGCUAUUAAAAUUUUGCCAUUAAAAUUUUUCCAAUGCUUUUUCAUUGCCUAUGUUCCACUAUGAGGGGGCCCCACUAUUUGUUAAAUGUACAUUAAUAUUUUGAAGAAUAGCUUUUUAGUGUCAGUAUCACUUUAAGAAGCAAAAAAUUAACUAGGCUCAGCAAUCAUCUCCAGCAGAUUAUCUGAUGUAUUAAGUAGUACUGAGCCAAUCAUCCUCUCUGGCUUUACCAAGAAAUGCUAUCCUUUACCUUGAUGAUACUAAGGGACAUAUGAUGUACAGGACACUGUCUGCACUUACCUGUGUACUAUGCCAUACAGAGUCAUUUGUUUUAAAUCCCAUCCAAAAAUAUCAGGCAGGAUCAUUUUAUCACAAUUUAUUUAUAUGAAAAGACAGAAGACAGGAAAACCAGUACAAAGAAUACAAAGUCAGAUGAAGGCACAGAGCUGUACCCAUGAUGCAGAAGUCUGGUAAAUAAACCAUUUUCCCUCUA